Messenger RNA from Physella acuta, 1437 nucleotides. RefSeq lists its product as uncharacterized. NCBI's taxonomy places the organism in Eukaryota, Metazoa, Mollusca, Gastropoda, Physidae. The record is from RefSeq and is a predicted model, not a curated record.
CAACAUUGGCCGGAGCACUAGUUUUUAUUUUGCUGUGUCAAUCUGACCCAGGCACAGCGAGGUUCUAGACAGAUGUAUCGCACGCGUCUAGAGCUGAGCACACGGGUUCUACACAGGGGCAGGUAGUAUCUGGUGCUAAAUUUGUGAUCUGUGGUUCCAGUGCCGAAUUUAUGUAAUAUUUUGAAAUUUCGCUGAACGGUUCUACGCGUGAAAGUUUUAUCUGAUCAAAUCUACCAAACUGACCUAUUGUACACCAACCAAUAAGACUAAUCGGUCGGACCAGCUAAGUGCAUUUGAUAGUUGAAAAGGUAAAGAAAACAUGGCGCCUGCUCGUAUAUCUCUUGUGUCUCUAGUUGCUGCACUCGUUCUAUUGGCUGGUUACCUGAGUGUGUGUGACUGCACUGAGUGCACCAAAGCACAUGAAACUGUUGCACGCUGCUUCACAGACAACCGUCUAACCUCUGUCAUUAAAGACGACAAGUCACCCUAUGUGCUGAUGUCGUACCUGAACCAACAGCUCUGUCAACAGCAAGAGGAUGCUGUUAAAGCAAUCAGCUGCAUUUUCCAGUUCCAAAUAGACUGUGGCCCUCGAGCAGCUGGCAUGGAAAGCUACUUCACUUCUCCAAACAAAGCUCAAGACAUCGUUACUAUGACUUGCAAACAGUUCAAUAACAUUGAUAUCACGUGCGCCAAUAAUCGAUUAGGUCAAAUUGUCGCAUGCGCUAAUCCCCCGAGGAAUCAGACGGAAAUGCCUUCUGCAUCUGACAUUGGGAAACUAAUCUGCAAAGCUCACGAAGCGACUUCCUCCUGCAUGAGACCACACCUAGAAUCGUGUGGAUGUGCCACCUAUCAGGUGAUGGAUGAAGUGUACAGAGGACCAGCAUGGCCUGUCUCGUGCACACGACCACAGGUCGGCCCUUAUCGGUGUGAUCCAAAGAACCGGAGUCUAUUUUUAGACGUGAAGGACUCCAGUUCACACAUGAUGCCGAGCGGAUUGGUCUUGUUUGUUGUAACUAUCCUAAUGCUACUAGGCUUAGAGUAGCUAUCUGAGCUAGUUAACUAGUUCACCAAAAUAGUAUUCCCAAAACACACGGUUUUCUUUUGGUAAAUAUUCUGUCACCUGUACACGCCACACUCUCGAUAUGUUCACCCCAUUUUUCUUUAACAAUACUCCCGAGAGAUACCCUUAAAAUAAAGAAUCACUUUAACAAACGUUACAACACUUAUCAGCAAUAAUAUCAGCGAUAUACUUAAUAAAUUAUUCCACUUAGGAAUUUCAGGUUAAAGUUUAAGGUUUACUUUCACAUACUGUUAUAUCUAAAUUUUGAAAGGACCUCACUCACGAAUAAUGUUUAUGUGAUUUUAACGCACGGUAUUGUAGUGGUUAAGCGAUUGCACAAAAUUACUGUUUACUUUUUUUUAAAUAAAAAAACUUAU